This is a messenger RNA of Hippopotamus amphibius kiboko, 4137 nucleotides long. It is a transcript of the gene SCAMP1, whose product is annotated as secretory carrier membrane protein 1. Gene Ontology annotation, cellular component: recycling endosome membrane; trans-Golgi network membrane. The record is from RefSeq and is a predicted model, not a curated record. NCBI's taxonomy places the organism in Eukaryota, Metazoa, Chordata, Mammalia, Artiodactyla, Hippopotamidae. Gene Ontology annotation, biological process: protein transport. The transcript has 10 exons. The coding region runs from base 607 to 1467 and encodes 286 amino acids.
GCUCUCUGUGCCCGGCUUCCUCCGCCCCCUAGUUCCUACUGGGUGGUAGCCAAAGCCCGGAACGCUGGAUCCCGGCCGGCAGGAACGGGACGCGAACGAGGAGCGGCGCCGGCGGCCGGGAGCCCGUCGCACCGGGCAUGCUCAGUGGCACGGCCGGCGGGGCGGCCUCGCGAGCUGCACCCGGAUCUGCUCGGCGGCGGCGGCGGCGGCGGCGGCGACGUGAGCGCGCAGGGGGGCGGCGGCCUCGCCUGGUCUCUCUCUCUGCGCCUGGGUCGGGUGGGUGACGCUGAGCGCGAGAUGUCGGAUUUUGACAGUAACCCGUUUGCCGACCCGGAUCUCAACAACCCUUUCAAGAUACCACCAGCGGCGCUGCCAUCCCUCCUCCCCCCCCAUUUGCCUGAGGUUGAGGCUACUGAUAUCAAAGCAUAAGUUAAAUAUAAAUAAACACACCUGGAAAACAAUAGUGCACGUGGACGCUCAUCUUCCUUCCUAACUGCUCUCAGUAAGGACCCAUCAGUUACACAAGUGACAAGAAAUGUCCCACCAGGACUUGAUGAAUACAAUCCAUUCUCGGAUUCUAGAACACCUCCACCAGGCAAUGUGAAAAUGCCUAACGUACCCAGUACACAACCAGCAAUAAUGAAACCAACAGAGGAACAUCCGGCUUAUACACAGAUUGCAAAGGAACAUGCCUUGGCUCAAGCGGAACUUCUUAAACGCCAGGAAGAACUAGAAAGAAAAGCAGCAGAAUUAGAUCGUCGAGAACGAGAAAUGCAAAAUCUCAGUCAACAUGGCAGAAAAAACAAUUGGCCACCUCUUCCUGACAAUUUUCCUGUGGGACCUUGUUUCUAUCAGGAUUUCUCUGUAGACAUUCCUGUAGAAUUCCAAAAGACAGUAAAGAUUAUGUACUACUUAUGGAUGUUCCAUGCUGUAACACUGUUUCUAAAUAUCUUCGGAUGCUUGGCUUGGUUUUGUGUUGAUCCUCCAAGAGGGGUUGAUUUUGGAUUGAGUAUCCUGUGGUUCUUGCUUUUUACUCCUUGUUCAUUUGUCUGUUGGUACAGACCACUUUACGGAGCUUUCAGGAGUGACAGUUCAUUCAGAUUCUUUGUAUUCUUUUUCGUCUAUAUUUGUCAGUUUGCUGUACAUGUACUCCAGGCUGCAGGAUUUCAUAAUUGGGGUAAUUGCGGUUGGAUUUCAUCCCUUACUGGUCUCAACCAAAGUAUUCCCGUUGGAAUCAUGAUGAUAAUCAUAGCAGCACUUUUCACAGCAUCAGCAGUCAUCUCACUAGUUAUGUUUAAAAAGGUACAUGGACUGUAUCGCACAACAGGUGCUAGUUUUGAGAAGGCCCAGCAAGAGUUUGCGACAGGUGUGAUGUCCAACAAAACUGUCCAGACCGCAGCUGCAAAUGCAGCUUCAAGCGCAGCAACUAGUGCAGCUCAGAAUGCUUUCAAGGGUAACCACAUUUAAAGAGUCUUCAAAUGAUACACUGUUACCUUUUGACUGUACUUUUUCUGCAGUUACUGUAUUCUAUAAAUAUUUUUUGUUCAAAACACACAGUACACACAGCACGUAUAUUUCCUAAUCACUUGUGCAUGGGCUAAAACCAGAAAAACUUCCUUGUCUUAUUAUUUAUCUGACAGUUUCUUAGUAUUUCAGUGCCCCUUGCAGAAAAAAACAUUACACGCUAAAUAAAUAUUCUCCAUAUUUUUUGGGGGAUGAAUGUUCAGCAAAUUAUUUCAGUGGUGACGCACUGAAAUGAACAUGGCACUUAUGAUUAAAAAUGCACUUAGUACUUGCUGCAGUCAUUCUUUCAAGAGUCUUAGAUGUAAGGAUUACACAUUGGAGCAGUAAAGCAAUGCUUCAUUCCUUUCCUUAUUUAUACUGAAAGAAAUAGGACAUCAGAGACUUAGGGAUUUUUAAAUUGGCUUGCUUUUUAGCAGUUUCAGUCACCAGUGAAGAGCCUGUGUACAUUUAAUAGUAGAUAAUGUAAAUUUUAUCUUUUUAUUUUCUUUUUUUAGAGUAGUUGAUAUUUUGAUAAUCAAUCUCUGAUCUUGCAUGACUACCAUGUUUCCGAAAAGAAUUAGUAUUUUGGCCUAUGCACUGCUAAUGGUUGUAGGUAUUGGGGAGUUGUUUAUAGAAUCAUAGAAAUGAUUUUCUGUAAUACUUUCUUUUAAAUAAAAAGGUACUGGGGUGCAAUAUGAGGAUAUAAUAUAAUAUGCAGUGCAUUUAUCCAAAAGAAAAGGUAGAUAAGUGAUGGAAUAGAAUGUAGUGAUGAUAAUACCUUUUUGGUUUUAAUUUUCAGUAUUCAUAUCAUAGUAAAAUAUUACUGUAUAGAAACUUUGGUAUAUUGUGGCUACUCUUUUUAAUUGAACUGAGAUUGUGUUUGGUAGCUCUUUUUUGGGGUACACGUGUGUAAUUUUUAACAGAAGUAUUAAAGUCUAGCCUAACUCCAUAUCCAAAAAAGAACAUUACAGUAUUUAAGAAAGUUUUCUUUUAGCCUCUCCUGUCUCGUUGGCAUUAAAAAUAAAAAGACCCUGGCACUUCACAUAUACUUGAAAUCCCUAAUGCACCUCAGUCUUUGAAUUUUUGAGACAGACUGAAUACAUUAAAAUUUGUAGCAAUAGAAAAAAUAAAACAUUUAAGUUGUACCAAGCAAGAAAAUACAGAUACAGCUGAAUGCAUUAAUUAUGAAUAUUGAUUUAAUCAUGUUAAAUUAUUACUGUGCAUCACAGGACUUCAUUCUUAUAGCAUACUUGGGUUGAAACUUUGAAUGAUUUUUAAUAACUGAUUAAAUGACUCAAAGACAAAUGUCUUUGAGUAAAGUCAUGAUACUGUUGUUUUGGAAGUCAUUAGCUAACCUAAGAUUGCAGCAUAAGUAUUCAGCUUGAUUUUGAGUAAGGGUAGUCUAUUGGAUUAUAUUAUUUGAGACUAAAAAAUCAGCUGGGUGUAAAUGGUUAAAUCACUUUUAUUCUUCCCCCCAGAUCUGGAGUUAAAAUGAGUUUCAGGCUGGGGGUAGGAUGGUGGGUUCUUACUAUUUAUGAAAGAAGCCUUGUGUGAUACUUGAUAUAACACGGAUCUACCCAGAUGGUGUUUACAUUUGGUUUAUUUGGGACUUAGCUGAAGUCAUAUACUUGGAAGCUAUUUCUUUUAUUUUGAUAAAAGUAGGAUUCAGAGUAUGAAUUUAAAGCUGUUUUUAUGAAUAUUUCUGAUCAGUGAUAAUCUCAACCUACUUUCUCAACCAAAUAAGCCAGUUCAAGUUGUUCAGUCUAUCAUCUUACUGAAAAUGUGUCUCAUCAUUAUGCUUUGUUGAGUGUGGAUUUUACAAACAUUCAAAACAUUGACCACAAAACACAACAAAAGCACUUAUGUCUGUUACUAACUCAUCUCUCAAUUUCCUUUUGGUUUUCUUCAAACUACAAAUGUAAACUUUAUCAUAGAGACUUGUGAAAAAUACUGAGAUACUUUCCUUCGAGAAUUAGGAAUGCUUCUCUCUAUUCUGUAGACAUCCUCUACUGCUAAAUAGCAAUGAAUAAUUACAACUGACAGUACCUUUUUUUGUUUGGAUGGGGGAAAUGUUUUAAAUUCCAGUUAUUUGGGUUAAUACAAGCUUAUGAGAGAAAAAUGUGUUUUUAAAAACAUAAAUGUGCACUAAAAUGGUAGUGCUUAACAGUUUAAUAAGGUAGAGGGGUUUUUAAUUCUUAUUUCUAUUCUCUUAACAAUGAUUAUUAGUAAAUAGUCACAUUUGCACUCAGUAAAAGAUUGGCAUUUGUUAGUGUUCUGUAUUUAAUAUUAGCAUCACCCAGUAUCACAAUCAUGAAAUGGUCUUCACGUUGUAAGGACCCAUGUCAUUUUUCAGUUUAUGAUAUUAAGUUUUGGCUAUUUUAUUUCAAACUAAAGUUUGAACACUGGAAAAUCAUUGCUCAGUGGUUUUUAAUUUGGUACUUGGAUUAUUUAUCUAGGGAUGUUUGUAUAUUUUGUCAGUGAGUAAUAUUGCACUGCCAUUAUGGUGACUGUCAUGGUUCUAUAUAAACGCCCUCCAUCUGUCCCUCUAAUGUUGCAUGUUUUCAGUGGUUUGGAAGUUUUGUAUAUUUAUUGUAUUAACACAGAGUGUCAUAAAAUAAAAUGCUGUUUACUGGA